Caenorhabditis remanei is the source of this 861-nucleotide messenger RNA. RefSeq lists its product as uncharacterized. Bases 1 to 861 code for a protein of 286 amino acids. NCBI's taxonomy places the organism in Eukaryota, Metazoa, Nematoda, Chromadorea, Rhabditida, Rhabditidae. The transcript is spliced from 6 exons. The record is from RefSeq and is a predicted model, not a curated record.
AUGUUUCUCAAGUUCUUAUUUGUACUUUUGAUAAUUUCUGGAGUCACUGGAGCAGACACCUUGAAAAUGCUGAAAAUCUUUGGAAAGGUCUCAAAUGUCUCUCUGAACUCCACUAUGGUAGACACCAACUGUAUGAAUACAUGUUUCACUCAAGAUGAUUGCUUCCUGGCAUUUUUUAAUUCACAAGAUCACUGUCAACUUUUCAAUUUUAAUACUACUGAAUCAUUAGAAGUGGCGGAGACCACCAAGGCAGAAGGGUUUUAUGUGGCGUUUAAGACCACCCUUCCUAAUAACAUCUGUCCUGCUUACGACUCAAUGAUCCCUGUCGUCAAUAUCGGAGAGGAUCCCGUUUCCUGGAAACGGUCGGGAAAUACGUUCUCAUUCCAAAAAUGUGUUGGCGACUGGAAAAUGUUCCGUAGAACAAACCCCAAUAUUACUGUAUGCAUGAAACCGUUUCUUCUACCAAAACGGGGCAAUCUAACAGAGGGGAAAGGAUUCUGUGAAAAAAUGGGAUACAAGCUGUCCGGUGUGGCUUCUGUAGAGGAAACGCAGUGGAUUUUGGAACAAAUGAUAUUGACGGGUAUCUCUUUGAAAAACUGGGAAACAUUUUAUAUCGAUGGAAUCCGGACUCAGAACUGUUCUUUAACGCGCUGUAACGAAUUUGAAUUGUCCGAUGGAUACACAGUUAUCGACAACGCUGCACUCAGUUCUACCAAUGCAGACUUAUCAUUCAUUGAUAAAAACCAAAACCGGGAAGACUGUCUGGGAGUGGUUGCGCGGUAUAGCGGGAGAAUUAACGAUGUGAGAUGUGAUUCAGCUGACCUAAAUGUUGGAGUGGUUUGUGGAUAUAAGCUUUUUUGA